GUGUUUUGAAUCCUACAUCACAAUGAAAUUUACAAUAUUAUUAAGCUGUGCGACUUUGAUAGUAUUUUCAAAUGCAGAACUGACACUUAGUCCAUAUUUAGAUUUAGCAAAUAAAAUAACAGAAAUUGCACAAAAUAAUCGUCAACAAAUUGCUGAUGGAUUCAAAGGCCUUCCACCAUUAGAACCAAUUUCAAUCACUGGACCAUUCUCGUAUACAACAGAUGCAGGGUUCAUCACAACGCUAUCAGAUGUCACAAUAAACGGCAUAACAUCAUUUAAUUAUACUAAUCUCGUAAUAUUAGAUAAUGGCGUGUUUAUUUUUACACUGGAUGUACCACAAGUAACUGUUGAAGGUGAAUUUUCUGUGGAUGCACCUCAAUACACUACUAAAGGAUUUAGUGCAAUACUUCCAGAUGUUCAAAUAAUUUUCACUGGCUUUUUGAAUGUAGAUCCUUCUAAUUCAGUAACUUUAAAUGAAGCCCAUGUAAAUGUUAAUAUUCACGGAAAUACAACGGUAAAAGUAAUUGGCUUACCUGGUCUUCUAGAUGAUUUGGUUAGAUCUUAUUUUGAACAGGAAUUUUCAAAUAUUAUUAACAAUCAUAGUAACGUGUAUGAAGAUCCUAUUGCAGACUCAGUUCAAGAUUACAUCAACACAAAUAUUUUACAAAAAUAUAGCUUUUCACAGUUGGAAAAUAUUAUUAAUCAAUUGAAAGUAUUUUGA
Molecule: messenger RNA, 721 nt
Organism: Chrysoperla carnea
Lineage: Eukaryota; Metazoa; Arthropoda; Insecta; Neuroptera; Chrysopidae
Exons: 6
Coding region: 23-721 (232 amino acids)
Source: RefSeq, a predicted model, not a curated record